Messenger RNA from Penicillium cataractarum, 1824 nucleotides. RefSeq names its product tyrosine--tRNA ligase MSY1. The transcript has 5 exons. Gene Ontology annotation, biological process: tyrosyl-tRNA aminoacylation. Gene Ontology annotation, cellular component: cytosol; mitochondrion. The record is from RefSeq and is a predicted model, not a curated record. Gene Ontology annotation, molecular function: ATP binding; tyrosine-tRNA ligase activity; RNA binding. Bases 1 to 1824 code for a protein of 607 amino acids. Lineage: Eukaryota; Fungi; Ascomycota; Eurotiomycetes; Eurotiales; Aspergillaceae.
AUGUGGCCACGGACGGCACCGCUCCCCCGAGCGACUUGUCGCAACCCUCGUCUUCCCCCGAGGGCACCAUGCGGAGCGCGUAGCUUUGGCGUUACGGCGCAAACAAAUCCGCUACGAUGCGAAAUCCGUCGUCCGCUUCUUUCUUCACACCAAUCCGGCCCGACGCAACAAAGGAGAUUUAUUACACAGAAGUAUCUUCAGCGCAUGCAGGAAGGAAGGGAGGAAUGGGCUCGACAUGCAGAGGAGAUCAAGGCAGGGAAGCGGAAGAACUUCGCGGCCCACCUGGAGGAGCGAGGAUUGAUUCAUGAUGUUGUUGGAGAGCGCGAUCUACUACACAAAGUGUUCACCGAGAAGAGAGCUGGUAUCUACGUCGGAAUCGACCCCACGGCACCUUCGAUGCACGUUGGACAUAUGCUGCCUUUCAUGGUAUUGGCUUGGGGAUAUGUUUGGGGAUUACCAGUGACCUUCCUGCUGGGUGGUGCCACUUCUCGAGUGGGUGACCCAACAGGGCGAUUGAAGGGACGCGAGCAAGUCCAUUCCUCUAUUCGCAAAGCGAAUAUGGCUAGCAUGCACAUGCAAUUGAAGAAGUUGGGCACAAGCAUCGAGCAGUAUGGUCGACGACACGGCUAUGAGAGGAAACCUAUUUGGAAACGGGCGCUGCUCAACAACAACACUUGGUGGAACUCGAUGCCUUUUAUUCAAGUUCUGCGGGAUUUGGGAGCAUACAUGCGACUUGGCCCUAUGCUGGGGCGAGACACUGUCAAGAACCGACUGAGCCAGGGUGACGGCAUGUCCUUCGCCGAGUUCUCUUACCCCCUCCUCCAGGCAUGGGAUUGGUGGACCAUGUUCCAGAAGGGUACCCAGGUGCAAGUUGGAGGAUCCGACCAAUAUGGCAAUAUCUUGUUUGGAAUGGAUGCCGUGAAGGCGAUCAGCCGCAACACCGCCGACGAACAGCUUCGCAAUCCUCUGGAGUCGGAGCUGGACCGGCCCAUCGGAUUCACCACUCCUCUUCUGACCGCGCCAUCCGGAGAAAAGUUCGGAAAGUCCGCGGGUAAUGCGAUCUGGCUGGACAAGGACAUGACUUCCACUUUUGAACUCUACCAGUUCUUUGUCCGUACACCUGAUGAUACCAUCGAGAAAUAUCUCAAGCUGUUUACCUUCAUCCCGCUGCCCGAGAUUGCCUCCAUCAUGGAAGAGCAAAACAAGGAUGCUUCGAAGCGGGUAGCCCAGCACAAACUGGCCUAUGAAUUUGUCGAGCUGAUUCACGGUAAAGAGGAAGCCGAUGCCGUUUCGCUUCAGCAUCGCCAGCUGUUCCGGCCCCGGUCGUCAACCAGCGAGCCCUCUCCUAUGCCUCGGACCACGACUCCUCCCGCCAGCCAUGCCCAAUCUUCUACCUCAGGCUUCGUGACUCCCCAGUCUGGAAACCAGUAUGCGUCUCAGACCAACUUUGCCAACAUGCCCAAUGCUCGGGUCACUCUUCCUAAGUCCUUGGUUCACAACCAAUCCUUCAACAAGAUUCUUUGGUCUGCUGGUCUAGUAGCUUCUAAGGGCGAGGGCCACCGUGUUAUUGUGAACAACGGCGCCUACGUGGGUAGCCGUCCCGGUGACAGCGGGCCUAUGUCCGAUGAUCUUGCGUUUACUCCUAUCCGCCCUUGGCCUGCCGAGAAGACUCAGGAGUACAUCAUUGGCGACAACCUUCUGAUGCUGAAGCUCGGAAAGUGGAAGUUUAAGAUGAUUGAGAUCAUUAGCGACGAGGACUUCCGUGCUAAGGGGCUGACUGCUCCUGGAUGGGAGGAGGCGGAAUCGACCGAGUCGAAGGAAUGA